Molecule: messenger RNA, 1914 nt
Organism: Zerene cesonia (dogface butterfly)
Lineage: Eukaryota; Metazoa; Arthropoda; Insecta; Lepidoptera; Pieridae
Product: ran-specific GTPase-activating protein-like
Exons: 4
Coding region: 132-824 (230 amino acids)
Biological process (GO): nucleocytoplasmic transport
Cellular component (GO): nuclear pore; cytoplasm
Molecular function (GO): GTPase activator activity
Source: RefSeq, a predicted model, not a curated record
UUUGUCUUUGGAAUUAAAUAACGAAGUUUGUUUCUUUUGUAAUUUGUAUUUUAUUAAUUUGUUGAGUAACAAUAAAGUCUUAUUAUUCAUUAGUAUUUGAAAGUAAAUUAUUAAAUAGUUUCUGUAUUAAAAUGUCUUCUCCGGUUGAGGAAAGUGUGAGGCGUAAUAGCGAGAGUGAGGCUGGUGAUCCUGACACACCAGAACAUGAUCCUCAUUAUGAGCCAAUUGUCUCCCUGCCGUUAGUAGACAUCCAGACAAACGAGGAAGAUGAAGAGGAACUCGUAAAAAUUCGCGCCAGACUCUACCGAUAUGAUACCGGCGACCAUGAAUGGAAGGAAAGGGGCACUGGAGAUAUAAAGUUAUUGCGUCAUAAAAUUAAUCACACAGUAAGAGUAGUCAUGAGAAGAGAUAAGACACUAAAAGUUUGUGCAAACCAUUUCAUAACUCCAGAUAUCAGAAUGAAUGUACAUUGUGGAUCUGAUAAAGCAUUCAAUUGGUCAGUGUUUGCUGAUUAUGCUGAUGAGACAUGUAAACAAGAGUUGCUUGCUAUUAAGUUUGGUAAUGCUCAGAAUGCUGAACUAUGGAAAGCAAAGUUUGCAGAAGCUCAAGAAAUUGUAAGAACUAAAUGUAGCCUCUACACACAGGAUCCAUCAUCAGAUGAUGAAAGCAGUAUCACCAGAAGUGAGGAUACUGACACCCCUGAACCAAAAAGUGUUGACAAAAGCCAAGAUGAAGACUCAAGGAAGGAUUCGGAAACGAAUGAUUCUGAUGGUGUUGUGCUGAAACUAAAAGAACUUAAAGUGGAUAGUGAAAAAUUUGAAUAAUUUUAAUUGGCUUAAAUUUAAUGUUGUAUGAUAUAAGGAUGUGGUCUGUUUGAGUCUAUAUUAUUGUUGCAAUAUUUUAAAAUAUUAAAUGAUUAUAUUGAUCUGUCUAAAUAUGUAUUAUUAGUACAGAAUUUUAUGUUCAGUAGACAAAUUGUAUCACAAUGAGCAGGGUAGGAGGUGCCACAAACAUAUUCAGCCACUACUAAAUAGAAUUUCUUAAUAAUUUUCUCGCAUUUUGAGAAUUAAAAUUUCUUAUUUUACAUAUGCAUGCACAAUUAAAAAUAAUAAUUUUUUAUGCUGCAUAUUCAAUGCACACAUUAAAUUCUCUUUUCAGUAACAAUUUUCAGUAUACAAAUUUAAACAUACACAUCAGCCUGUGGUUAUCCUUUAAUUUCAUAGAAUUUUGUUUAAAGACAAAGUGAAGCUUGGUAUUAUAUGUAUCAGAUGAACAUUCAAAUCAAAUGUAUAUUUGCAUAUGUAAUAAUUUUGUAUGAAUAUGAAUAUCUUAUUUACAAUUUGACUGUUUCAUGAUUAGCAAUUAUGAUGCUUAAAUUAGAAGUAAAAUGUGUUGCAGUGUGUUUACUUUAAGGUACACCUUAGACUGUUGUAUAUCACUGCCAAUUAUAAGAUUCUUUCAGACAACUAUCCUUUAGUGAUUUUAAAUUUCCAUAGAUUUAAUAACAUUUAUUUCUAUUCAGAAGUCAUAAGUUUUACUAUUCAUAGCAUUUAUGAAGAGUAAUUAUAAGGUUAGAUUUACUUUUUUUAUAAUUCUUUUCACUAGGAUAAUAAAUACUUAGUGUAUAGAUUUGCUGACUUUGUGAUAAUGGGAUUUGAUGAAAUCAACAAGUAAAAAUGUGAAGUAUUGGAUAUUUAGUAGUUUUUAUAUGACAUAUCAAGAUUAAAUAGAAUAGUUUGUAACCACUCCAGAAAUCUUAAUUUGCUUUGAUUAUCCGGUAUACAUUUGUUUUCUUUUUCACCGAUGAUGAAAGUUUUAUAUAUAGAUGUAAGUUUUAAUAUAGGCAAUUUGUUAUCUUACAUUACACAUGAAAUAAAUUCUUAUGAUUUCAUUACACAGAAACAGGCAAUAAAA